AUGGAUUUAAAGAUAUUAGCGAUUUCUUUAAUAUAUUUAUUUCAUGUUUCCGCUAGUAAACAUGAAAAAUAUACAGGUUACACACUUUACAACGUCGAAAUCCUGUCGCAAGAAGAUAACGAAUAUAUAAAAGGAUUGGGUGACCUAUUAGAAUUGGAUGUUUGGCAAUUUGGUAGCCCCUUGGCAGCCCGUGAUGCAACAAUAAUGGUACCACCACACAACCACGACCUCUUCACUAAGGCGUUGAUUGAUCGAGGGUUAAAGUAUUCAGUCAAAGAAGCGGAUGUAGUGAGAGCCCUAUCCAGUUUUGAAAGCGAUUGUUCCCGUUGGAGUAAAGGACGCAACAAUGUGCAACAGCCUUUUACUUAUUACGCGCGGUUGGCUGAGAUUAAUGCCUAUAUGGAAAGACUGGCUCAACAAUAUCCAAAUAUCGUGACUUUGGUCAAUGCCGGUUUGAGUACUGAAGGACGACCGAUCAAUUACUUAAAGAUAUCAAACAGUAACUUCGAAGAUCCAACCAAGCCAAUUUAUUUCUUUGAUACGACAAUGCACGCGAGGGAGUGGGUGACGACACCGGUGGCUUUGUAUGCCGUGCACAAGCUCGUUGAAAACUUGGAGGAGGCAGAUAGAGAUCUACUUGAGAACAUAGACUGGAUAAUAUUACCAGUGCUAAAUCCAGAUGGUUACGAGUUUUCUCAUACUGAUGAUAGAAUGUGGAGAAAGAACAGAUCGUUGAACGCGACCCUAUCUGAAUGUUACGGUGUAGACCUCAAUAGGAACUUUGACAUAUUCUUCGGGGACAUGAACGCUUCCAAGGACCCAUGCAGCGGGGCGUAUCACGGUUCUGGUCCAUUUUCGGAAAUCGAGAGUCGACAUUUGAGAGACAUACUUCACACGUAUCUAGACCGCAUACAGACAUACGUGAAUAUUCAUAGUUUUGGAAAUUAUGUCCUCUAUGGAUUUGAUAACGCGACUCUGCCGGUAAAUGUGGCGCAAAUUCAUCAUGUUGGCGCUUUGAUGGGGGCUCAUAUUGAUAGUCUUAAGCUACCUGUGGCUUAUCAUUAUGCAGUUGGGAAUAGCAAGUUUGUGUUGUAUCCCGCAUCGGGCACGUCGCAGGACUAUGCUCAGAACUUAGGCGUACCAUUCUCUCUCACUUUGGAACUGCCUGACUUCCGAUAUGGAUUCCUGGUACCGCCGGAGUAUAUCCCGCAAAUAAAUAGAGAGACGUGGGCUGGUAUAGCAGCGUCAGCUCGAGCUUCAGUCCUGUUCUAUAGAAAUCGGAUAUAA
Messenger RNA from Leptosia nina, 1287 nucleotides. The record is from the annotation of a GenBank genome assembly. NCBI's taxonomy places the organism in Eukaryota, Metazoa, Arthropoda, Insecta, Lepidoptera, Pieridae.